AUGGCGGUCGACGCGAUGAACGCCGUGCGCGCGCCCGUCCUGAGCGACGACGGGACGACGCGGGAAGAGAUGAACGCCGCGCCGCUUCCGAAGCGGCGGUUCCAAGCGAGGUAUAGACGAUCGGGAAUGAGUUUUUCGGUGCAAGAUCGUGAUUUGGUCGCGGCGUUGGAUAAUAUUAAGAACACGCGCGCGACGGCGGCGUACGGGAGCGCGCAGUACAAGAGCGCCACGGCGAACGCCGUCUCCGCGGACGUCGCGUCCGCGCUCGGGGUGUACGUCGGCGGUCUGGCGCACACCGUCGGUUUUAAGGACUCUUUGCAAAACGAGCCCGACGCCGAGGAGCUUCCGGUUCCUGAGCAACCGAAGGAGUUGACGCUCGCGAGCGUGUACGACGCGUUCGCGGUGGAGCCCAUCGCGUCCAGGUGCCUGGCCGAUGUCCACGCGCGAGCCGCCGAACUCGUGGAGAAGCACUGUCUGGAAGAAAACUUCUGCAUCGUCGACUUGGCCACGGUUAAAGCCCUGUUCGAUUAUCACAAGGCGAAGCUUCCGCGGGUGCGACCGCACUUUGCUGUGAAAUGCCUUCCAGACAAAGGGAUCAUCUCAACCCUCGCCGCCCUGGGCGCCGGGUUCGACUGCGCCUCUCAGGGCGAGGUCGAGCUCGUGACCUCCCUCGGUGUACCGAGCGAGCGCAUCAUUUUGGCUCAUCCGGUGAAGCGACCGUGCGAUUUGCGCUGCAUCGCCGAGUACCAAGUUCCGUACACCACCUUUGACUCUGUGUCCGAGCUUCACAAGAUUCUCGCCUCUCAGGUUGACGUCAAGCUCGUCUUGCGCAUCCGGGCCGACGAUCCCAUGGCUCGUCUUCCGCUCGGCGCCAAGUACGGUGCGCCGUUGGACAAGGUCUCAGAACUUCUCUCCGUCGCUGCCUUGCUCAACUUGGACAUCGCUGGAGUUUCCUUCCACGUCGGCUCGUCCUCACGCAACCCUGACGCGUACCGUAACGCCAUCAAGUACGCGCGCGACAUCUUCGAUGAAGCCACGUCGAUGGGUUUCAAAAUGCACCUAUUGGAUCUUGGCGGUGGCUUCACCGGCUCGUUCGACGCGAACGGCAACGUCAGCGAAGCCCCAUCCAACUUCGAUCGCGUGCGCGAAGCCCUCGAUGAAAUCUUCCCGGAUGACGGCACCUUUGAAGGUUUGCAAAUCAUCGACGAGCCGGGCAGAUAUUUCGCCCAGGCUCCGGUCACGAUGGCGUGCCUGGUCUACGGUAAGCGCGAAGGAAGCAACGACAACGGUGAGCGCCAACUUGACUAUUACAUCACCGACGGCUUGUAUGGUUCCUUCAACGGCAUCAUCUACGAUGGCCUCGACUUGCCGACCUACUUUUUGCAACCGAACAAGGUUGCUCCGCUCGCCGGCCUAGAAAACGAGUUCGAGAAGACGAAAAUUUCUUCCACCGUUUACGGUCCGACUUGCGACUCUCUCGACUGCGUCAUGCGCAACGUUCCACUUCCGGAGCUGUCCAACGGAGACUGGCUCAUGUUUCCGGACGCUGGCGCUUACACGAUGGCGGGUGCGUGCGAUUUCAACGGCAUCUUGUGCUCUAAGUAUCACUGCUUCUACGUGAGCAGCGAGAAGAUGUGCGCCACGGCGACGCCAAAGGAACUCAACGAGCUCGUUUACCAAAACGACCGUCCUUCAUGCACUUUGGUUCAGAACCGCUAA
Ostreococcus tauri is the source of this 1719-nucleotide messenger RNA. RefSeq names its product Orn/DAP/Arg decarboxylase 2, N-terminal. Gene Ontology annotation, cellular component: cytoplasm. The transcript is spliced from 2 exons. Lineage: Eukaryota; Viridiplantae; Chlorophyta; Mamiellophyceae; Mamiellales; Bathycoccaceae. Bases 1 to 1719 code for a protein of 572 amino acids. The record is from RefSeq and is a predicted model, not a curated record. Gene Ontology annotation, molecular function: ornithine decarboxylase activity.